AUGUCCAGCUUUGAGCGUAUGAGCAAAGCCGCCCCCUCUGGUGGCUACAUCUGCACGCUGUCCGAGGAAGACCUCGCCUCGCAGAGAGGUGUGAUUUGGGACCUCGUCAAGUCCUUUGGCAAGAAUCUCGUCGCCGCCAAGGAACUCACAAGCAUUUCGAUGCCCGUGCGUCUCUUUGAGCCCCGUUCCUAUCUCGAGCGUCUCACCGACGGCUGGUGGUCCGGCCCCACGUUCCUCAACAAAGCUGCGCACACAUCGGACCCCGUUGAGCGCCUCAAACUGGUGAUGACCUUUGCCGUGAGCGGCUUCUUCAACACCGUCGAAAACCAGAAGGGCAAGCCCUUCAACCCCGUUCUGGGCGAGACCUACCAGGCGAGCUUCGAGGACGGCACGCGCAUCUACGCUGAGCAGGCCUCGCACCACCCGCCCAUCACCUGCUGGCAGGUGUAUGGCCCCGAGGACUGCUACCACUUCUACGGCUUCGGCGAGUGGUCCGCCUCGUUCCGCGGCAACUCUGUCAAGGGACACCAGGCCGGACCCAACAUCAUCAACUUUGCCGAUGGUGGCUGCAUCACAUAUUCCCUGCCCGAGGCUCACGUGGGCGGUAUUCUGUUUGGCGAGAGGAUCAUCGAGUACCUGGGCACCAUCGACUUCCGCGAUGAACAGAACGGACUCUCUUGCGAUCUGGUGAUCAACCCCAACGAACAGAAGAUGUUCAGCAGCUUCUUCUCCUCCAAAAAGAAGGUUCCCACGGACUACCUGCGCGGCGAAAUCGUGCGCUUCAAGAACAAGGAAGACAUAAAGAAGCCCAAGUCCAAGGUGCCAGAGAGCGACUAUGAAGUAGUUUGCAAGGUCCAGGGCAGCUGGCUGUCGUGCAUUGAGUUCGAUGGUGAGAGGUUCUGGGAAUGGAACGACUCGAAGCUCAAGAUCUACACACCCAUCCCGGUCGACGACCCUCUGCCCUCGGACUCCCGGUUUCGGGAGGACUGCAAGUACCUCGCCAAGGGCGACCUCGAAACAGCCGGCGAUUGGAAGAGGAAGAUCGAGCAGAAGCAGAGGAGUGAGGCUGCGUUGAGGAAGGAGGGAUACGAGAUCCGGAAGAAGGAGAACGCCAAGGGCACCAACGAGACGAAGGAGAAGAGAAUUUUGACGGUGAGCACCAUUAAGAAGCGCCUGGACGAAAUCGAGGAGGCCGCCGGCAAGGAGAACGGAGAGGCGGGCAAGGGCAAGACGGCUGCCUAG
Acanthamoeba castellanii str. Neff is the source of this 1242-nucleotide messenger RNA. RefSeq names its product oxysterol binding protein. Gene Ontology annotation, molecular function: sterol binding. The record is from RefSeq and is a predicted model, not a curated record. Gene Ontology annotation, cellular component: membrane; cytosol; intracellular membrane-bounded organelle. Lineage: Eukaryota; Discosea; Longamoebia; Acanthamoebidae. The coding region runs from base 1 to 1242 and encodes 413 amino acids. The transcript has 8 exons.